CAUCCAGAGGGAGAGCUGUGUGAAAAAAUUGGUUUUUCCGUGCGACAGCUUGGAAUUCAAGGCGUCAAGAUAAUCCCGGCGAAGAAUCGUGCGGACCGCUCGCGCGAGUCACCGAUUACACGAUGCUUAUCCGGCCGACAACGGCUCGUCCGAUCGAGAGGCGAUCGAGGGCUUGACACGUCGCCGCGAGAUCAAAACAACGCCAAUCGUUCGACUUGUCGAUCGAUAAACAAGCUCCCACGCCAGGAAGCGACGAUGCCGCGCGACGGCCAAAUGCCGUGCAUCACCCUCGGGCCAUCCCCCUUGCGCCAACGUAGCCGAGGCCGCGCACGCACGUAGCGAGUGAGCGCCUCUCCGCGAUGCGCGCACGCCCGGCCGACCGCGCUACUGCCACCACCACCGGCGCCAUCCGUUCUCUCUCUCUCUCUCUCUUUCUGUCUCUUUCUCGCUCUCUGUCGCGGGCUCGGCGAGUAAGCGCGGCGAAAAUUUUCCAGUGCUCGCCGAGCCUUUGCGUGGUGCGCGCGCGCUUCGGAGUGUGCGUCGGGACAGAGAGCGAAAGACCGAGAAAGAAAACUAACAGACGGCGAAGCAGACGCGUGCGAGCUCGCGGAUGUGCUAGUGGUGCGGGCAAGUGUCGCGCGAGGAGGCGAGAGCAGCGGCGGCGAUGUCGACGAGGUGCGCGCGCGAUGCGCUGGCGACGGCGUCGUGCAGCGAGCAGCAGCGCGAGACCGCGACGACGACGACGACGACGACGACGACGGCGACGAUGAUGAUGAUGACGACAAUGACGAUGACGACGAUGACGACGGAGGCGAGAGGACGAUGAAAGCGGCAUGGCGAUAAGGCGGAGGUCCAAGGUACUGCAGGUCACCGCUGCUGCUAAUGCCGGCGCGGCGUCGCCCUCGCCGCCAGCAGUCAACACGCCGAGCGCUGUGCUUGCUUUACCCAACAACAACAACAACAACAACAACAACAACACCAGCAGCAGUGUUGUAGUGCCGAGUAGCGAGCGCAGACGACGCAGGAGAGCCUCGGGUGGUCAGAGCGCUGUUCCGCUGAGCACAAAGAGCGCAUCAGCUGGCUUAGCGCAAGUCGGCGGAGCAGCGGCAGUAGUCAAUCAACAGCAGCAGCAGCAGCAGCAAGUGGCGCCGCCUCCGCCGCCGACGACGACCACGUCCUUGCCGCCGACGACGCCGAGCGCGCGGUGCGGACAGCCGACUGCCCUUGGCAUCGACUGGUCGCGCCAGCGCGACCACCAUAACCUCCAACAACACCACAAACACCACCACCACCUCCAGCAACAACAACGCAACUCCUCGUCGUCGCACGCGCUGCUCUCUCAGAUGUCUGCUGGUUCACAAAUUCAGAUGGCACCCCAAGCUACGCUAAACUCUGGUCAGUCUGUUCAUAAUCAGGAUUCAAAUAUGAGCACCGGCUCGUCGCAUAGCGACAAGGAAGCAGACCCAAAUACACCGGAGAAGGUGCUAAGAACCCCCUCAGAGAGGAAAAGAAAACGUAAAGCAGAUGAUAGUGGUGGAGGGGGUCUUAUGGGUCCUGUGGGUAAAGGAGCCAGAUCGGCUGGUUUAGAUAGUAAGAAAAUAAACGAGUAUUUUCCAAAGCACCAUUUGGGCAGCAGUCCCAUCAGGCACGGUGGUGCCAAAAGUCCAUCCCCUCAGCAGGGUUAUCCUAUGCUGAAACUGUACAACUGUAUUUUCAAUUCCCUGCAACUAAAGUACCCGCCGUCAUCGCCUCAGCAGCUGAUAGCGCCACAAGUGACAACGAGCUCGGGGGUGGCGGUGAACGCCGGCGGUUCGGUAGCGUCGACGGGGGUGGCGGUGGCGACGACGCCAAGUAGCGAAUUCGGUACUUCGCUAAUGCAGCCGCCACGCAAUCCAGCGGCAAAUAGCUCGGGCGGUUCGUCGGCCCCGAGUCCGCCAUCCUUGUCGUUGGCCACCACAGUUGCCAACGCGGCUGUGCCGGCUGCUACGACAGUCACCGUCACCAGUGCCACCACCACGAGUAUCGCAUCAGCCGCUGGUGGCGUUGGUGUCGCCGCCUCGAACGUCGUUUCCCAAGGCGGUUCGAUGGUCAGCAAACAGGUGCAGGUAAGGUCCACAAACCUUCCUCGGACAAGCCAGGUCAGGCAAGCGAAGACUAAUACCCCAAAUACGGAGCUCACCUGUCAGAGGAUACAAGAGUUCGAGAAUCAAGCGUCCAACGACUUAGAGCUACGUAACAAUAAGAUCGAGGAACUGAAUAGAACAACGGAGGAGUUGAAGAUUCAGGUAUCGAGUCAACAAAAAGUGAUAGAGCAGCACAAAAAUCACAUAAGCAAGUGUAUAGACGUGGUGAAGAAGCUCCUGAAAGAGAAGUCGAACAUCGAAAAAAAGGAGGCCCGUCAAAAGUGCAUGCAAAACCGAUUGAGGCUCGGCCAAUUCGUAACUCAAAGGGUAGGCGCCACAUUUCAAGAGAACUGGACGGACGGCUACGCUUUUCAGGAACUGGCACGUCGACAAGAGGAGAUCACGCAAGAGCGCGAGGAGAUUGAUAGAGCGAAAAAGCUGUUGUUGAAGAAGAGGCCAUCGAACAACGACGGUGGUGGUCGUAAGCGCAGCAAUCAACCGGCGACCACCUCCUCCUUACACAACGGCACUGAAGCGACGUUUUUGAAGCCGGAUGCUGUACCUGGUCAAUACACCUGGCAGGAGUAUUACGAGGCUGACGAAAUCCUCAAGCUACGACAGAGUGCGCUGAAGAAGGAGGACGCCGAUUUGCAGCUCGAGAUGGAGAAACUCGAGAGAGAAAGGAACCUGCAUAUUAGGGAGCUCAAGCGUAUACACAACGAGGACCAAUCGAGAUUCAAUUCGCAUCCUGUACUCAACGAACGAUACCUCCUUUUAAUGCUACUUGGAAAGGGUGGCUUUAGUGAGGUACACAAAGCUUUUGAUCUGAAGGAACAGCGGUACGUCGCCUGUAAAGUUCAUCAGCUUAAUAAGGAUUGGAAGGAGGAUAAAAAGGCCAAUUACAUAAAGCACGCGUUACGAGAGUACAACAUACACAAAGCGCUGGAUCACCCACGAGUUGUCAAACUAUACGAUGUGUUUGAAAUAGAUCCUAACUCGUUUUGCACUGUUCUGGAAUACUGCGAUGGCCAUGAUUUAGAUUUCUAUCUCAAGCAGCAUAAAACUAUUCCGGAGAGAGAAGCAAGAUCUAUUGUAAUGCAGGUCGUAUCUGCGCUAAAAUACCUCAAUGAAAUUAAGCCCCCUGUCAUACAUUACGAUCUAAAACCAGGGAACAUUUUGCUGACAGAAGGUAACGUUUGCGGGGAAAUUAAAAUUACAGACUUUGGAUUGAGCAAAGUCAUGGAUGAAGAUGUCUAUAAUCCAGAUCACGGCAUGGAUUUGACGUCACAAGGAGCUGGUACUUAUUGGUACCUGCCACCAGAAUGUUUUGUAGUUGGUAAAAAUCCUCCAAAAAUAUCGUCAAAAGUAGACGUAUGGAGCGUCGGAGUCAUUUUUUACCAAUGUCUAUAUGGGAAAAAGCCUUUUGGACAUAAUCAGUCUCAAGCAACCAUUUUGGAAGAGAAUACGAUUCUCAAAGCAACGGAAGUUCAAUUUGCCAAUAAGCCGACUGUUAGCAACGAAGCAAAGAGUUUCAUUCGAAGUUGCCUAGCGUACAGAAAAGAGGAACGUAUCGACGUGUUGACUUUAGCCCGACAUGAGUAUCUGCAGCCGCCAGUACCAAAACAUGGCCGACAGGCAAACAGUCAGCAACAGCAGCAACAGCAGCAACAAAUCCAACAGCAGCAACAGCAGCAGCAGACCUCGUUUACAACGGGCAUGUUUAGCGGCAUGAACGCGUCGAGCAGCUCGUAGUUGUGGAGAGCUAGUGGCGGAGGCAGUGGAGUCUCGAGAAAAGCCUACGUACAUGCCAAAUCCUGAAAGAAAGCUAGGUACUGAAGCAGCAUGCUAAACAAUUUGUAAAUAAACGCCAAGAGCAAAUAGAAAACGCCAGUGCAGAUUAAUGGGGAUGAAAAGAAAGAAGUCAGAAUAAAGACAACAAACUUUCACACAUUCGCACAGAGACGAAAAGCUCGAAGGCUCCGGAUUUAUUCAGCAUGACAGAGAGCAAAACGAGAUUGUUGUGUUCGCAAUUUAUUCAAAUGUAUUAUCGUUCCUUGUAUAUCGAGACGAACAGUGGUUUUUGACUGAUAAUAGUGUUAUUAUUAAAUAAAAAAACAAAACAAAAACUGAUAAGGACAACACGGAUAAACAUGUGAUAAGUUAUGUGAGUUUUAAGAAGACGAACAAAUUAAUACGGAUCGGACAUGGGCAAGAAUCCAGUGGAAGUGAAUUUACUCAGUGAUCGAUGAUGAUGAGAGAGAGAAUGAGUGAGAAAGGCAUGUGAGAGAGCGAGUGAGAGCAAACUCCGGGGCAAUUCCGCGUCGAGUAGAAAGCUAACAUACUAAAAACAAAAAACACGAUUCAAAGACUUGCUUUUUUCGAGAUGUUCUUCCUCUCUUAUCUAACAUUUUUGAGAUAAACAAAAAGAAACAAAAGUUGCGUGAAUGCAUACGAUUAUGGCUAGAUUGUUAAAAUAAAUGAAGAUAAAUUAGCGUGUAUGUAAAUAUUUAUACUAUAUAUAUAUCUAUACUUAUGAUUCUAUAGCAUAUAUAUAGUGUAAAAAAACGAAACGAAGUAAUAAAAUAAAAACAGAGCAGACGGAGCGCAUUGAACAGGUAAAGAGGUGGAAACUGUGUGUGGUGGCUCUAUCCUCGCAUGACCGUCGUGCAGCGCCAGGUAUUCCAUGAAUAUUUGACAAGCACAUCAUGUUACUUUAUUCAAAUAUUAAUAAUUAAUUACUUGUAUCGUGAAUAAUAAAAGACACGCUCCGUAAAUACACAUUACAUACACGUACAUACAAUUCAAUGCAGAUUGUUUUGGUAUUAAUUGUUUCUGAGAACUGGAUCGACUAUAAAAGUAUUUAAAAUGACACGUAAAGAUCACAAUUUUUACACACAGAUACAUGCAAACAUACGAGUAUAAAAUUAAAAUGAACUGCAGAGAGAGGAGAUAACGCGAACCGAGUUGGGUUAAUGACAUGUAAAGAAUAAAAUUUCACUAGGAAUCGUGCUUCACGCUCAUUUCUUAUCAUUUGUCCGCUAAAUAUUUUUCUGAACAUUCGAACGAUAAAUUAAAAGAAACAAUUCAUUUCUUGUCCCGGAGGUCCGUUGUAUCGCUCUUUCAAAAGCAUGAACUCCACUUUACAUUUACGACUAUAGUCAUUUUAUUUGUUCGCGCCGUGAGAGGAAAACAUUGAAAUUUAAGUGUUUCGAAAUUGAUUAAAGGGCGUGGAUUUAAAAGGUAAAAAUGACAUUAAAAAACGGACAACGGAUGUUAAGCAUUAUAACAAUUAUACCGACCUGAUCAUUAAAUAGUUUCUUUACUCAUAAUUUGUUUUAUAUAUGUACGUUAUACAUAGAUAAUUAUGAAAUAGAAGACUAAGUUAUUUUAUCAAGUGCCCUUGCUUUGUAUUAUAGUCGCGUCUGUUGACAAAUCGCAGCUUUUGGGAAGUACUAGAGACGACGGAGAAUGAAAAACGAUAACAAAAGAGUAAGAAGAAAUCAACAGAGAAAAGAGAACGAGUUUUGUGCGAAAUUUAAAAAAGUAAAAAAGUAAGCGUGUGAGAGGGAUUACAAGUGUGAGUGAGAAAUUAUCGAUAAAGCGUAAAAUAAAAUGUGUAUGCGAGAGCGAGAGUAUAAAAAAUGAAGAACUUGUUAAACAAAAAAGUGUUGUAAUUUGUUGGUACGAUAUUUUGGGCACAACGUCAAUGUCUCAAUUUACCAACAUGAUUGGCAAAAAAGUGUGGACAGGAGAAUACAUACAAGUCUGAACAGUGUCUACUAUUACAUCCGUCGAUUAUACUCGAUAAAACGCCAACACCGAUUCCUCGAUCCUUGUCCCGUCUUUUUAUUACAGAAAAAGAAUACAAAAUUAAUAUAAAAAGUGACGAGUAAAAGUAUGAAACGUUCCAGUUUUUGCAUUCAAAUACGUCAUUAGAAUUGACAUCUUUGAAGAAUAUUGUACAGUAAUAUUUGCUUUAGUUUAUUAUCUUAGUUCUUAUUCAGACUUUAUUUCUAAUUUUAUUUGUUCAAGAAACUUCCUGUAUUACUGACCUGUUGACAUUAUUCUUCAUAAUAAUAUUCCUAUUAUGUUUUAUUGUUUCUUUUAAAUAUCGCUGUACAGUAUUUUUUUUUGUUCAAAAACAAAAACUUUUUAGAAUACCUUUGUAAUAAAGCAAUAUCGUAGAUUUUUACAAAAUUUCCGUAGCAAAAGUGUAUUUACCUGAAUUUACUGCUCACAUUAUUAUUAUAAACAAUUGCAUAAAUGUAAAUAUUCGGUUGUAUAGUAGAACAAGUAAAACAUUGCAUUCAUACAUGUUUGAAAAUCGAAAGAAACGUGUGAUAUUAAUUUAGUUUGUCAUAAACAUUUCCUCUCUUAGUUGAUCAAUUCGACUAUCAUAAUGUUCAUUUAUAUUUUUUGUAUGAAUCAUAAGUUAAUUUGCAAGUUUUUAGUCAGUUGAGCAACAUUACAUGCUUAAUAAUUGUAAAUUUUUUAACGAAGCACCAAUUAUUCAUGAAAAUUUUUUUAGAAAUCGAGUAAUUGAUAACAAAUGUUAUUAAACGCAAAAUUA
Molecule: messenger RNA, 6693 nt
Organism: Phymastichus coffea
Lineage: Eukaryota; Metazoa; Arthropoda; Insecta; Hymenoptera; Eulophidae
Gene: Tlk
Product: serine/threonine-protein kinase tousled-like 2
Exons: 13
Coding region: 834-3875 (1013 amino acids)
Biological process (GO): chromosome segregation; peptidyl-serine phosphorylation; intracellular signal transduction
Cellular component (GO): nucleus
Molecular function (GO): ATP binding; protein serine/threonine kinase activity
Source: RefSeq, a predicted model, not a curated record